Corticium candelabrum is the source of this 960-nucleotide messenger RNA. RefSeq lists its product as uncharacterized. The transcript is spliced from 5 exons. NCBI's taxonomy places the organism in Eukaryota, Metazoa, Porifera, Homoscleromorpha, Homosclerophorida, Plakinidae. Bases 270 to 650 code for a protein of 126 amino acids. The record is from RefSeq and is a predicted model, not a curated record.
CUGUGUACGAGUACAGUUAGCUAGCUCUAGACCAAUGGGUACAGAUAACCAGACCCUCUCCGCGUACAAUACUGCAAGAGGGUCUGACUGCACGAUGCUGACAGAAGUGAUGGUAAUUUGCUGGUUCUCAAUUCAUCGCUCCAAUGUCUUAGAGAGAAUACGCGGCAAGUUCUUGCAGAGAGAUUGUUCAACGAUGCCCCCACUCUGUUGAUGGCAUCUACUGGAUUGAUCCAUCUCAUGAUUCGUCACCCUUCAAGGUGUAUUGUGACAUGACGAGUGAUGAUGGAUUUGGAUACACACUUGUCGCUCGCUUCUCAGACACUACAUACUUUGUGACAAGCGAACUGAAUUUUGAUCCAACCGACAAGGUGAUCUUUCCAGGCAUCGUUCAGCCUAAAUCAGCCAAACUUUCCGAUUCUGUGAUCGCCAAACUCUACACAUCCCACAUCCGGUGGAUCACAACCGAAAAUGCCAACUAUUCAAUGUACUUCGAACUACAAUGUGGUCAAACCUAUACAACAACAGGUACUAUGAAUCAACGCUGCAGUCGGUACUUGCUGAAGGGAAAUAGUCAAAACCAGAAGGGUGUGGAUACAUGGAGUGUGUGGUAUAGUCCUAAGAUUGAUUUUGGCGUGUCAACACGAGAUUAGGGCGGCACCAACAAAGUAUUCUGUGAGUAUAAGUCGAGUGGCACUUCUGGAGGUUACAUAUCAAUGCGCCACAGAACGAACUAUUGGGAUGCGUGUGGCAGAGCAAACACCAGAUGUUCGGCUGCUGUCAACUCUUUCCUCAUGGUAGGUUGAGUGUACUCGUACUUCAAGUGUUCGUAUGUGCUUGUAGACCGACUCGUAGUAAGUCUGCUAGUGAUUGCUGCAAACUAGCAUACGUGUGUACGUAUAGUUGUCUGUAGGCUUAUGAUCAUUCACAAUGGCAUAUAAGGGAUUGGUGUACUCACCUCUA